Molecule: messenger RNA, 2662 nt
Organism: Branchiostoma belcheri (Belcher's lancelet)
Lineage: Eukaryota; Metazoa; Chordata; Leptocardii; Amphioxiformes; Branchiostomatidae
Product: titin-like
Exons: 19
Coding region: 391-2340 (649 amino acids)
Molecular function (GO): calcium ion binding
Source: RefSeq, a predicted model, not a curated record
AUUUGUUUAGUAUCGCGAGGGUACAGGUUUCACUUACUCACCUGCCCUGCAUAAAUUAAGUCUCAUUAGCAUCUCAUUACGCCUGCGCAGUGGCGUCCAUCCUUGUUUCCUAGUUUCCACCGUACACUUUGCUACAGUGGGGAGGGUUUACUUUGCUCUUAAGGGGAGUCAAGAUUCUGUAAACUGCAAGAAAGGAACGACUUAAGGAACCUAAAAUUCAUUUUCCUCGGAUGUCACAAGUUUCGACCAACGUCAUCAAGAUAUCAAGGAGGGAAAACGGUGCACUGAUUUGUUUGGAGACCUCACGGAAGUGUUUUUUUUUCUGUCAACAGGUUGCAGUUUGAUGUUUGGACCAUGAUUUGAGUUUAAGAGCAUCAACAACGAUGCACAAUGCUGGCUGGUUACCACGGACCUACACAGGGAGGUGUUAAGAGCGAGAAAUUUUUCCCGACCGUUUCCGAGCGUAAGCUUCCAAUCGUCGUAGCGGCAACAGGCAUGAAGAACGCCGCUAACAAACAGAGCACGCCGCCUCAGACCGGCAGGGGCGCACAGGACGGGGCCAUGUUACCAAGACUCGUCGACCAAGGAUCGAAAUUCGACUUCGGAACAAUUUCACCACCCAAGGAACCCGAACAAGCCUGGCAGGCCUUACCUAAAGUACCUGUGGUGACCCUUAAGAAGAUGUACUCAUCCUUUAAGUCCAGCAGUGCUCCUGCCGACCCUAAUGACAACCUUAACACCUUAAUGGGCCAUGAUGUACCCGGGCCGCUACCAUGGCAAACUAGAAACUUCAGAUCGUCUACCAUGCUCCGAUGUGUGCCCAUUGCCCGCCGACAUCAGGACAUGUUCGCUGGUCACACCUUCUCCAUCGCUAAAACUAGACCUGUGGCCUUCCACACUGACAGAUAUAUGUGGGACCCAAGCAGGCUACCAUCAGCAGAGGAAGAACUCCAGCAAACCAGAGACAAAUCAGGGCUCAACCUUACUGUUACUGGUCUGUCUCCACUACUGGCUCAGAAGGAGCGGUUUGAGAAGGAGCUGAGGGAGAUGGAGGAGAUCCGGGGACAGAAGAGGAAACGAGAAGUGGUCCCACAUCGUCUCAGGUUCAACAUGUCCAUGGAGGGCAGACCUGCCGAGUACACUGAGAGGUAUGACAUUGCUGCUGAGGUACAGAAACUGAAGACUAUCAUCCUUCCUCCUGCUGCUAAGGAGACGUACAUGGGGAGGGGCUUCAGGUUCCCAGAAGACCACUUUACAAAGAGACCGCCCAUAGUCAGAGAACCUAAAGUCCCAGCCCCACCAGUCAACAGCAGACUGUCUCAGCCUGAAGAUGGUGACCUCCGAGAGUCAAAGGUCAGACGACAGGUCACCAUACGCACCCCUCGCAGACCGACGCGGGAUAUCCCGUCAGAACUGAGCGACCAGGAAUCACUGGACUCCGCCAUUGGUGGGAGGGUCAAGAAGGAAACUAUGAGACCAUCCAGAAGACCAUUAGAAUCCGCCCCUCCGGCGGAGCCACCACCCCCCAUCCCAGAACCCCCAGUGGAACAGUCCGCAAGCGAUCAUGAGCCAGAGGAGAGAGAAGAGGAACCAAAACCUGAACCUGCCCCCCUCCCCCCUACUGUGGAGCCAGAACCGGAGCCAGCUGAAGCUCAGAUGGAGAUACAGAGUGUGUCAUUGGCUGGGGACGUGGCAGAGGACAGAGUGGAUGAAGGAGAGGAACAGAUGGACAUGGAGCCCAGCAUCAUUUCAGCCAGUCCUGAGAAAGAUGUCUCAUCUAACCUGCUACAGACCUCCAAACUGAGUAGACUGGUCUCAGAGACAGAGAAGGCCAUGUAUGAGAGACAGUUCAAGAAACUGGACACAGACAAGGAUGGACACAUCACAUUUGCGGAGAUGAAAACACAGAUGCCAGAAAAUCUGUCCAAAGCUCAGAGCAAAUAUGUCAAACAGGUUUAUGACAUCACCAGUUCUUCCACUUUCUUUGGCCUGGAGGAGUUCAUCAGUCUGAGUCUCCUGUGUGAGACCAUGUCAAGGGUCGGGAACACCAUGCGUGAGAUGUAUGAACAGAUAGACUUCGGAGGACUGUCAGAGUCCAUCUCUCAAUAUGCUGAGUUGUUUUCCUCUGUUGACAGACAACAGACAGGGUCCAUAACUAUGAACUCAUUACAGGGCAUCCUGUCUACAACAUUAGGAAGAGAUCUACAGUCAGACCAGAAAUUACAGGCACAAAUCUACUCCGCUUUAGAAAAGAUUGAACACUCCCCUGUCACGUAUAUGGAGUACAUGGCGUACAUCCCAUACUUCCUAUACCUCGAGGGCAUGAGCGGGGCGUCAUGAUCCAAGUAGCAACACUGUUACAUCAGGGGUUUAGCCAGCUUCAGGGCUCAAGAUUCAUUUUUGGGAAUAGGUGCACUGGUGCACCCAACCUAAAAAAUUAGGUGCACAAAAUUUUUUGGGUGCACCAUAUGAAACAAAACCUAAUUGCAGAUCUUACUGCUCCUCUUCUGAGCUUGAAUCUAAAAUGAGAGCUAACUUCAAAAUCUGAAACAUUGCUACAACAAAAGAUUUUAGGAUUUUUCUGAUACUAGAGACCAAGAAUAUUCGGUAUACUAUUAUACACUUCUAAUGUUAAAAAUUCCUACAAAAAUAUUUGGGUGCA